Molecule: messenger RNA, 1415 nt
Organism: Pelagomonas calceolata
Lineage: Eukaryota; Pelagophyceae; Pelagomonadales; Pelagomonadaceae
Source: the annotation of a GenBank genome assembly
AUGGCGCGACGACUGAUUGUCGCGCUGGCCCUGAGCACCGCGUCGGCCCUCGUGGCACCCGUCCCCCUCGCCUCGACGGCAAGGCGGCAGCGGCCCGUCGUCCGGGACCGUGCGGAAAGCAAAUAUCGGGCGCCCAACGCUAGCUGUUGUCUUCGUGGCUGCAACUGCUCGAUGGCGUGGAGGUUCCAGGCCAUCGACGCGCCGUCGUCGCCGCGACCGCGUCACUCACCUAUCAAAAUCCACGCAGGUCCAGGAGUCCUUCGGCUUUGAUUUUGCGGAGGACCAGGCCGAGAACACGGCCGACGGCAUCCUCGGAGAAAGACGCCUCAAGGAGGAAUUCAUUAGGAGCUACAAGCCGACGGCGACGGUGCUCGAAGGGAAACCGUACCCGGUCUUCCAGGAGGUCCAGGAGAAGCGCAUCCUGAGCGCUACCGUGAACUCCGGGCUGCUGCAGUCUUUGGACAACCUCGGUUUAGGAUUGGGAGACGUCGAAAAAUUACUCCCUUUCCUCGACAAGUUCGGCCUCAUCGGUUUAGUAAGGAAGAACCUGCCGCUGGCGAUCAUCGCGACGGGCUACCUGCUCAUCGAGCCGGCGCCCUUCCUCCUGCCCGUGCUUGGAUUAUUAUUAUCCAUCCCCACGGCCGCGUGGACGGCGGUCGCCGCCGUGACGACGGGCGCGGAAAUCUACCUCAACGCCUUCGCGUCCUUCGAGGACGCGGGCCUCGUGUCGCUGUUGCUGGCGCCGCUCCUCCUCAUCGCGGGCGUGCUCAGCCUCGUGCCGACGGCGAUCGGGGCCAUCAAGAGCCUGCCGCCGGUGUAGGUCGGAUGCGGGGAGUAACGGUCUUAGGCGGUAUGUACGUCGAGUCUUCGCAUGCGUGCACCAGUCGCCCGCGGUGGGGUUACGGGCGCGGCACCGGUCGCCCGUCGACGACGGGGUUCGUCUUUCGCCGCUGCGUUAGGCCCGCGCGGCAAAUCGCGGCGUCGUCGUCGCGCCGGACGCGGCGCGCGCGCAGACGGCGACGACGUCCAAGUUCUGGGGCGUGACCUGGGACAAGCCGGCGCGGCGGUGGAAGGCGCAAUACACCGACGCGAACGGCAAGAAACGCCACCUGGGUCUCUUCGACACCCAGGAGCAGGCCGCGCACAGGGUCAACGCGGCUAUUCGCAGGGCGGGGCUCGAAGGCCACCGUCGCACGAACCCGGUCGUCGACGGGCAACUGGUGCCCAAAAAGCGCAAGGCGAAUGGCCACGGACCGAAGGCGUUGCGCAAGCGCCGCCGCGAGGAGGCCGCAGCCGCGCCGCCGCCGCGCGCCCGCCGCCCGCGCCGCGCGGACAACGACGACUCCGAGCCCGACGCCGACGACGACGAGGACCUCGAGUUGGCGCCGCCCGACGACGAGGACGGCUGGGACUAG